This is a messenger RNA of Erythranthe guttata (spotted monkey flower), 1158 nucleotides long. The record is from RefSeq and is a predicted model, not a curated record. Lineage: Eukaryota; Viridiplantae; Streptophyta; Magnoliopsida; Lamiales; Phrymaceae.
UUCAAAUUCUCAACAACAAUAUGAUUUUAAACCUUAUCUUUAUUAUUAUCUUUAGUUUAAUAUAUAAUAAUAUAUCACAGGUGGACCAACCAUGUCAGCUUCAUUGAGACUGGUGCACAUGUUCUUCGUAUUUUUAGGAUGAUGUUGGAUCAGAUGCUCCCAGAUCAGUUUAUAUGGAUGCCAUAUGAUAUGGAUGAUCCGGAGUAUCAGGCUGUAGGUGGUGAUUCAGAUAUCAUAUGUUCAGGUAUAUGGGUAUCGAGAGUCCCCCUGAUAUGCUACGCAAUUGUGGAGAUGCAUCGACCAGACAGAGUAGUACGUCAGUUCGGGAUGGUACAACUCAUACCCGAACCUCCUGAAAAUACUGAGACGGAUUUCCGGAUGCACGUCAAUGCUAACCGUACAGGUGCUACCAACCGAGACUGGAGUCUUACACAUGUUUCGCAUGUUACCGCUUGGGAUAAUAUGCUCAAUUAUAUUAUUGAUUAUCCAUAUGCCAGUGACAGUCAGACUACAGAAGAUGGUUAUUUUGAGUGGUAUGAACUGCACACACGUCGUUUCAUAUCACCGAUUACCCCAUCUGAUCGUACAGGAUUUCAGGUUGGAGGUCAGAUUUCAAUGGAUACAGUGAUUCAGCAUCUUCGAUCGUUGAUUGUUUCUGUUGAUGGCGGAGACAUGCCCCGGGAUGGCUAUCGUUCGUAUUUACCGACUCUCAGAACAUGUCUUAAUGUCUUAGAGUCUCGACACGGACCUUCAGAUAGGCCUCAAUCUGAGAUGCCUUAUACUCAGACUCACCCUCAGACUCAGACUCAGAUACCACAGUCUCAAAUGCCUCAGUCACAGACUCAGAUGUACGCUGGCGAGGCAGGAACUUCUUCUCGUGCAUAUUAUCCGGCAUUCGAUAAUUAUACAGAUCCUAGAUCACACGGGCAUCCAUCUGGUAUGUUUAGUACCUUUGAUUUUAUUUUUAAUACUAUCUAUAACUUUCAUUUGGGGUCUACGCAUCAGUUUUCGUCUUCGCGACCGGUAGAUCAUCAGAUCACACCUAUUCCUUAUUCUCAAUCCGCAAAUUCUUCGAGUGAUGAGGAUGAACAAGUUGGUAGAGGGCACAGGACUAGAAGGCCCCCGAGAUGUGGCACCGGAGGUCACCGUCAUUGGUGA